This is a messenger RNA of Priapulus caudatus, 1286 nucleotides long. Its product is annotated as inositol oxygenase-like. NCBI's taxonomy places the organism in Eukaryota, Metazoa, Priapulida, Priapulimorpha, Priapulimorphida, Priapulidae. Bases 84 to 932 code for a protein of 282 amino acids. The transcript has 10 exons. Gene Ontology annotation, molecular function: inositol oxygenase activity; iron ion binding. The record is from RefSeq and is a predicted model, not a curated record. Gene Ontology annotation, biological process: inositol catabolic process. Gene Ontology annotation, cellular component: cytoplasm.
CCGGAACCGCCUGUAUCAUACAGCACGCCAGCAGCUUGUCGGUCUCAUUGAGUCAUUCUUCACAUGUGCAGUUUGUGAAGAAAAUGGAGAAGGUAGAGCUACUUGAUCCCUCUGAAUUGUAUCGUCCAGAGAAAGUCCACAUGGAGAAGCAGGCGCUAAGAAAUUACAAUCACGAGUCUACACCGCAGAGAGUGAAAAACACAUACUAUACUAUGCACACAAACCAGUGUGUCGACUUUGUAAAGGCAAAGGUGGCGGAGUACAGUAGAUUCGAUAAGGGCGAGAUGUCCGUAAUGGAGGCACUGGACAAACUCAACUCUGUGAUUGAUGAAAGCGACCCGGACGUAGAAUUUCCGAACAUAUAUCACGCGUACCAGACAGCGGAGCGCGUUCGAGAGAAACAUCCAGAUAAAGAUUGGUUCCAACUCACUGGCCUGAUUCAUGAUCUCGGCAAACUGCUGGCAGUUUAUGGAGAGCCCCAGUGGUCCGUUGUUGGCGACACGUUUCCUGUGGGCUGUGCCAUAGUGCCAUCUAUUGUGUUUGGUGCUGACAGCUUCAAAGAGAAUCCAGACACUAAAAACCCAAAAUACAACACUCGUCUAGGAAUUUAUAAAGAAAACUGUGGGCUGGAACGUGUGCAGAUGUCAUGGGGCCAUGAUGAAUACCUGUACCAAGUGCUAAAGGAGAACAAGUGCGCCCUGCCAGAGGAAGCGCUGUACGCAGUGCGCUACCACUCCUUUUAUCCGUGGCACAGCGGCGGCGACUACAAGUACCUGUGCAGUAACCAUGAUGCGGAGAUGCUCGAAUGGAUAGUUGAAUUCAACCAGUUCGACUUGUACUCAAAGACAGACGACAUUCCCGAUAUCGAGAAACUGAGGCCUUACUAUCAAACCCUCGUUGACACGUACUGCCCUGGAAAACUUCGCUGGUAAAACCGCCCCGGGAAUCUGCAGGAACAGAGAUUUAGAAUUGGAUGGUAAACUGGCUUAUCUCGUUCACUAUCCCUAUACUGGUCACUUUCAGGGAAUAUAGAGUGGAACUUGCAGAACUGGCAUAUCAAAAUGCUAAAAGAGUUUUUAAGUGGCAAAUAGCUCAUUUAAAUUGUACAAACUCUGUUGAUCGGGUCAACACGUCCUGGCGAAUUCUUCUGAAGCUACAUGAGAACCAUGCACUGAGACUCACUAUUUAUCCCGCUUUUGCAUUAUAUAACUUUAAUUUGUGCAAUUUGGUGCCUACUAAAGUGACUGUUUUCAGAUAUUGUAAGAUUUUUUUUGCUGUGCGCGAGA